GACGCCCACACUGACUCCAAACACUGUGAGAGGGAGAAAAGCAGAGGUCACACUGAUAAGAGAAAGGAAAAAAAGAAGCCGCCGGCGUAUCUGAGGGAGACAAAUCACAGAAGACGACUUCUAGAGUCAAGGAGAGAGGAGACAACGCCACAAGCACUGAGGAAAGCUGCCUGGAGGACACCACGUGUGUGUGUGUGUGCAUAUGUAUGUUGAGACAGGCAUAGGUAGAUUCCAGGGAUAUUUGUGAGACUGACAGAGGACGAAAGCGCAUCAUGGAUCCCUCGAGUCCCUCGGAGGGCCCCGUGGAACCCAAAGAACGGAGGAAAAUCCAGUUCGCCGUCCCGCCGACAGAACCGACUCAGCUGGACCCUCGGCAGGUUGAGAUGAUUCGACGACGAAGACCCACACCGGCCACUUUGUUCAAAGUAGCAGACCAAACAUCUCCUGAGGAUGACAUCUCUACCCAUCAGUGGGUUGUAGGAGAAAAUGGUGUCCUCAAGCCAAAACGAAUCAACCCAAAUAUCUACCAGCCACCAUCAUUAAAAGCCGUGCAGCAGAUGGCUGAGGCUCACAUGCAGAAAUUAGGUGUGUAUCCUCAUGUAGAGGAGGAAGGGGAGGAGCCUAAUCAGAGAGGGAGGGAGGAGCUUUCCUCAUCCUGCACACCUGAUUCACAGGAGCAAAGGGGCAUGGCAGAACACCAGCCCGGCAUGAGAAAGGCAGGAGCCACGGCACCGACCGCCGAAGAGGAGGAAGAAGAAGUAGUAGAAGCGGAUGAUAUGGCAGAGGACGAGUGCAGAAAUGUGGACUGAUAAAGUUUGAGGAACUUUAGAGAUUUUUUCAUAAUGCAGAACCUGGUUUGGGAAUCAAAAUUAUUGUUUAUUGAUUACUGGUUGUCAAUAAUCCCAUCAUUUGAUAAAAACGGCUGUCUGUUUGAAUUCAGAGACAAAAAGAGACUUAAAAACUCUGAAAGACUGGAAUUUUGGAGCGGUCAAACAUCCUCAAACAAUUCAUUCACCCCGACAUUGCAAUGAAAUAAAAAUAUAUAAGGUCAAAUCCAUCAGCAGUCAUAUAUAUUCAUACAUUCAGACAGACAGGUAAAGUACAAAUGUUUAGUUCUAUGAGCAGCGCCGUGAGAAUGUGAAGUGUUGAGAAAUGUGUCAGUGUUUAUAUCAUGUCAUGUUUUAUGUGUGUGUUUGAGUUGCGGGAUGUUUUGCAAUCGGUGCAUUUCUGUGGGCCAACACUGCCAUCUGGAGUACAGAAAACUGUUAUACUUCAUCCCAUAAAAUAAUUUGCCAAGAACAAUAAUCCCAGAGCACAUGGAAAGGCUCAAUAUCUAAGUAUGUAGCACCAUUAUUAUUUGUUAAACCAUUCCCAGCAUCGUGGCAGUUGGACUGCAUUUGGAACUACAGUUAAUUUAGCAAAAAAAAAAAAAAAAAAAAAAAAGUAUAAUUACAAAUAUAAUUAGAUUUAUAAAUUUGCAAAUAUAAUUAUAAAAAAGUAAAAAAAAAAGUUAUAUUUUUAAAAAUAUAAAAAUAAUUACUCAUUUUAAUAAAACAUAAAAGUGCACUCAGUAAUUUUCCCCUCAUUAAAGAGAAAAAGUAUGUCUGACUAUCUGUUUUGAGAGUCUUUCACCUCGUCGAAACAAACUAAUCAUGGCUGACUGUGAAUAACACAUUCCUACAGUGUUGUCUUGUGAUUCAUUUGUGGUUUGACAUUGUGAUCAAAGCUGCUAUAAACAACAUAUUUGCAUACAAAAUAGAAUUUGCAUCUCUAGAUAUGACUGUUUGGUUACAGAUAACAAACAAUUCCAAAUUCAGUGCCUCGGGGUUCAGUGCUCAUGUGCAUCAGGAAUAUCAGACACGUGUAAAUCAUUUCAGUCGAAUACUGUAGUAAACAACUUGCAUUAAUAUUAGCUGGAUAACUUAUUACUUAGUUUUCAAGUUUCUUCCUUAGCAAAAUCUUUUAAGGGAAAAUGUUGAACUAUUUUUAAAAAUGAUUGAUAAUGAUUUAAAAUGAGAAGCCAACAGCCACGUGUUGCUUUUUUAAGAAACUGUACUGCUUUGUAUUAAAAAUAAUCAUAUUUGUAUGCAUAUAUAUAUUCCUUCGAAGCUCAUGCAGGUACAUGUUGAUUCUGAUUAACGUACAAUAGAAAAUUUGAGAAAAUGUACCAAAUUAGUAAAGCUAUCCAUAGAAACUAUGGAAAUGUUUUAGGUUAAAGUCUCUGUAUCAAUAAAUAUAUUUGCACUGAA
Messenger RNA from Labeo rohita (rohu), 2249 nucleotides. It is a transcript of the gene ppp1r1b, whose product is annotated as protein phosphatase 1, regulatory (inhibitor) subunit 1B. Lineage: Eukaryota; Metazoa; Chordata; Actinopteri; Cypriniformes; Cyprinidae. Gene Ontology annotation, cellular component: cytoplasm. The record is from RefSeq and is a predicted model, not a curated record. Bases 273 to 809 code for a protein of 178 amino acids. Gene Ontology annotation, biological process: intracellular signal transduction. Gene Ontology annotation, molecular function: protein phosphatase inhibitor activity. The transcript is spliced from 5 exons.